CAAAAGCAGCGAGUUCUUAUUAUAAAAGCCCGUAUUUCUCUUUAAAACGAACGUAAUUUCAAACAGCAAAUCCUUUCUCCUUUGCUUACAGAAAAUACCAAAAACCGACACUUGAUUAAAAGCAGCUGCUUCACAUGCUGAAUGCCAUUUUCUUUUUGUUCUUUACUUUUUCUUGAAAAUGAAUCCAACGUUUUGAAGAAACAAUCUUGGCUUGCAUUUUUGAAUUGUAUCAUAUUUGCGUUCCCUCCGACAAUAAACAAAAGGAUUGUAGAACUUCUGAGGAAAUGCAAAGUGUGUGUCAUUUUUUAACUUCCAAUGUAUGAAAGCAAAAAGGAUGAUGCUCCUACUUAGAAGGUUCCUAUCAUUCACAAGUCUCUUCCAUGGUUUUUCAGAAGAAAACCACUGAAUAAAGACCUGGGACAUUCAGGACCACAAUUCAAUAAAUCUGAAAGUUUUUGUAAGACUAGAACUACUCGUUCCAAUCCUUUUUUUUGAUCCCGUAAAUAGCAAAUACAAGAAUCUAAGCUCUCACCAUUCGAUGUUCUUACGUUUCGAAGCAGGAAAUCAGAUAAUUCCUCAAAGUAGAAAAAAAAUUCUCGGCAUAUCAACAUCCUUGUAUAUUUCCAGCUGAAAGCUGCCACUAGAGAUUGUAUGUUUUCUUGGAAUCAAUCUUAGACCAAGCCUUUUCAAUACCUCGUUUUCUAUUGGGAGCUUUAGUAUUUAAUUCCAUUAUACAAAGCUUUUUCAUUUUCCCUGGUCCAUCACUCUCUCACCUGUUAAAACGGUUGGAAGACUCCAAUCCAUCAAAUCACAGACACACAUCAGCGAAUUUCUUCCAUCCUUUCAGAGUUGUUUCUUUUCUUCCUUUUUUUUACUUUUCUUUGUGAAAUUCAACAUCUCAAUUGUCCUACCUGCCAUUCAUCUGCUUUUCUUAAAGGAAUCCAGAAAGCAUCCUCCUUUCUUGUACACACCACCACAACAUAGCUAAGAGCUUUCUGCAAAAAGCCAACAAGAUGUCGCGUUUCUCAAUCGAGGGAAAGACCUUAAAACUUGACACGAUCACUAAAGAAGAUGAAGAAAACAUCUUUUCUGCUCUCAUUAAGGAUGAUGAUCUAAAAGAAAUUGUGCUUUCAGGAAACACCAUCGGUCCUGAGGCUGCUAAAUGGCUGGCUGAGAUCAUUGUAAAAAAGAAAAAUUUAGAAGUUGCAGAAUUCAGCGACAUUUUCACUGGGCGUGUGAAAGACGAAAUUCCUGAAGCCCUACGCUGUCUUUUACAAGCACUUCUUCAGUGCCCCAAGGUAAAUACUGUCCGUAUGAGCGACAAUGCUUUUGGUCCUACUGCUCAAGAGCCUUUGGUUCAUUUUAUUUCCAAUCACGCACCUUUAGAACACUUGUAUUUGCAUAACAACGGACUAGGCCCGGAAGCUGGCUCGAAAAUUGCUCGUGCUUUGCAAGAGUUAGCCCGCGUAAAGAAGGAAACUCAAGCCAAUCCUCUUCGAUCAAUAAUUUGUGGUCGUAAUCGUCUCGAAAAUGGCAGUAUGAAGGAUUGGGCCGCCGCAGUUCAUGCUCACAGCGGUCUCCAUACCGUAAGAAUGGUUCAAAACGGAAUACGCCCUGAAGGUAUUGAACAUUUGUUAGUUGAAGGUCUUUCUUAUUGCUCUGAACUUCGUAUCCUUGAUCUCCAAGACAACACCUUCACCCAACAAGGAUCUAGUGCCUUGGCCCUGAGUCUUAGCAAAUGGCCUCAACUUUGUGAACUAGGACUUAAUGACUGCUUACUGUCUAAUCACGGAGCCACCGCUAUUGUAGAUUCUCUGUCAAAUCUAAAAAGCAUCGGCUUGCAAGCCUUGCGCUUACAGUACAACGAGAUCGAAGUAGAAGUUGUCCGUGCUUUGAAGUCUGUUAUUGAGGAAAAAAUUCCUGAUAUCUUGUUUUUGGAGCUCAACGGUAAUCGCUUCUCGGAAGAUGACGACGUCGUCGAUGAGCUUCGUGAACUUUUUAGCAAUCGGGGCCAUGGUGAACUGGAUGAACUAGACGAUAUGGAAGAAUUGACGGAUGAGGAAGAAGAAGAAGAAGAGGAGGAAGAGGAAGAGGGGGAAGAAAAAGAAGCUGAAGGUCCCGAAGAGAAAGCUAGAGAUGUUACAGAUGAUGAAAAUCUUGCUGAAGAACUUUCCAAAGCUCAUAUCUAAUAUCGGAGGCUUUUCCCAAAAAAAUCUUUAUGCGGAUAUGCUGUAAACAUGCACAUUUCAUUCAGUAAUUUGACCAUAAAGGGUAAAGGUGGACUUACGAAUGCCGCAGAAGUUAUAAUUGUACUUUUAACACCAUUUAAUUAAAGCUUCUUGAAACACCUCUACUUAGUCUCAUAUGUAUCUUUACGCUGUUAAUUUAGACUAAUGGAAUUGGAAUCGUUUUGGAACAACAUGGUAGGAUUAAAUAAAGGAGGUAUAAGCAUGAAAAGAAUACAAACGGAAUAAAGAGUACUCUAGGAUGAACUCUAGCUUUUAUGUAGUUGCCUUACAAGCAAAACUGAAAAAGACUAUACACAACAACGGCCAUACGUCCGUAUUAGCGUCAUAAAAAUUCAUUUUGUUGAAAGAAUAAAUUGUAUUUCUUAUUGGUUCGUCUUGUAUCUCAAAUUUAC
Schizosaccharomyces cryophilus OY26 is the source of this 2641-nucleotide messenger RNA. Its product is annotated as ran GAP Rna1. Gene Ontology annotation, cellular component: perinuclear region of cytoplasm; cytosol; nucleus. The transcript has a single exon. Gene Ontology annotation, biological process: nucleocytoplasmic transport; activation of GTPase activity. NCBI's taxonomy places the organism in Eukaryota, Fungi, Ascomycota, Schizosaccharomycetes, Schizosaccharomycetales, Schizosaccharomycetaceae. Bases 1014 to 2189 code for a protein of 391 amino acids. Gene Ontology annotation, molecular function: GTPase activator activity; small GTPase binding. The record is from RefSeq and is a predicted model, not a curated record.